This is a messenger RNA of Meloidogyne enterolobii, 480 nucleotides long. NCBI's taxonomy places the organism in Eukaryota, Metazoa, Nematoda, Chromadorea, Rhabditida, Meloidogynidae. The record is from the annotation of a GenBank genome assembly.
AUGUUUCGAGCUUCUAAUAUUGAGGCAAUUCAUUCUAUAAAUGAAAAACUUGAUGACAAAAACGAUGCAGAUAACACAGAAAUUAAUGGAAUACAAAAUAGAGUUAAUCAUAAUGGAACAAACAGCUCCAAGAAUAAACGACAUAAAGCACAAUUUCAUCACAAACAAAGGAAAAAUUCUACCCGACAGAUUUUUCCACAAAAACUUCAAGAACAUUUAACCUUAAUGCAAAAGGUUCACGAGCGUUAUGGCUGUAUGAGAAAGGAGAAAGGCGAGCUUAAAGAAGCCAAGUUGGAUACCUCUGCGAAAAGGUUGCUCCACCCAGCGAGCUAUCAGAGGAUGAUGCAACGCGUCAUGGAUUCACAUAAACUGCGAUUAUUACAGCCCGAACCGCCUGCAAAUUUACUACAUGGAAAUAUGUUGUGUGCAUUGUGUUUUCAACAUUGCGGAACUAAUCAACGCCCAUUGGUUUGUUUUUAG